This is a messenger RNA of Vigna unguiculata (cowpea), 1279 nucleotides long. RefSeq names its product LIM domain-containing protein WLIM2a-like. The record is from RefSeq and is a predicted model, not a curated record. NCBI's taxonomy places the organism in Eukaryota, Viridiplantae, Streptophyta, Magnoliopsida, Fabales, Fabaceae.
UUGGUGUUCAAGCUGAGCCCUCACCACUUCCAUCUUUUCGUGCUAGCUAGCUUAUUUUCCACCAUUUGUGUCGCAGGUAAUAAUCUAACUAGCUAGUGCGACAAUAAAAUAAACACAAAAAAAUAAAUAAAUGGCUUUCAGCGGUACCCAACAGAAGUGCAAGGCUUGCGAUAAAAUUGUUCACUUCGUCGAAAGCUUUUCUGCCGAUGGGGUCUCUUAUCACAAAAACUGCUUCAGAUGCAGCCAUUGCAAUGGCCUUCUCGCGAUAAGCAACUACUGCUCCGGCGAUGGAAUUUUAUACUGCAAGGUGCAUUAUGAGCAGCUUUUCAAGGAAACUGGCUCCUACCCCAAGAGAGUCAAUUCUUCUCCAAAGCCACCAAACGAGCUGAAUAGGACACCAAGCAAAAUUUCUGCCUUCUUCUCUGGGACUCAAGAUAAAUGCUCAAAAUGCAAGAAAACCGUCUAUCCAUUGGAAAAGUUGACAGUGGAAGGUGAGUUUUACCACAAAUCAUGCUUCAGGUGUGCACAUGGAGGGUGUUUUCUGACUCCUUCAACCUAUGCUGCUCUCGAUGGGUUCCUAUACUGCAAGCCACACUUCUCUCAGUUGUUCAAGGAGAAGGGAAGCUACAGUUAUCUGUCGAAGCAAGCUUCAUUGAAGAGAAGUGAAAUGCUACAACAAGAGGCUGAGGCUGCGGCGGCUGCGGCGGCGGCUGCGGAGAGUAAGAAGGCUGCAAGUAAUCGCUCAGAGUCAGAGUCAGAAGCAGAGGCAAAGGCAGAGACAGAAACAGAAACAGCAGAGGCAGAAACAGAGGCAGAGACAGAGAAAAAGGAAGAUGAAGAGGAACCUAACUCUGACAAAGAUCAGUAGAUAACAUAUGAGUUCUACUGGGGGGGCUUUACUGCUAAGUGUUUCUUUGCAUGAUUAUGAUCUUUCUGGCUCUAACACAACCCCAAAACCCCAAUAUUUUUGCCAUUUUCUUCAUUCAUUCAUUCAUUGGGGUUGGCUUGUCUCUUUCACACAAGGGCUAUUACAAAAAACUAUAAUCACAAAUUUGCAAACAGUUAGUGUAGACUGUAAAUCGUUAAGCCCUCUGUUUUUUUCUGGGCAUGUAGAUGCCUUUCUCGAGCCAUAAGUAUAUUCGUUCCGCUGUCAUUUUCCUCUUUAAUUCUGUGUUAAGAAACAUACACCACAUUUCACCAAUGAAUUUUUAUCAUCUCACUUCAUCAUCAAUUACCAUACCAAUCUCUUUUCUCUACUUCUUUCUACACACUUUUACCU